Molecule: messenger RNA, 928 nt
Organism: Dioscorea cayenensis subsp. rotundata (Guinea yam)
Lineage: Eukaryota; Viridiplantae; Streptophyta; Magnoliopsida; Dioscoreales; Dioscoreaceae
Exons: 2
Coding region: 29-466 (145 amino acids)
Source: RefSeq, a predicted model, not a curated record
UUGGAGACUUUUGUGGGGGAUCGGACGGAUGUCGAUAGUGCUUGGAGAGAUCGGAGGGACGAGGUUGGUCGGAGUUAUCGGGUGCUUCCUGGCCUGCACGGCGCCGGAGAUCACCGGAGCAUCGCCGGAAGUGAAGGGGUGCUUGCCCGUGGAAGUGGAUGAACAUUGUAUCUCGUCCAUCGGGAGCAACAGUGUGGAAGCCUCGUCGUCGAUCGGGAGUAACACUAGUAAUAGUGUCGAUUUGGAAUCGGAUGGCGAGGGCUCGCAGGAGGCGGAGAGUCGGCUGAAAGGACCGCUGGAGACGAUGGACGCUUUGGAGGAGGCGCUUCCGUUCAGGCAAGGCAUAUCUAGGUUCCUUAGCGGCAAAUCAAAGAAGCCAACCAAUUCUAACCACAGCACGUCAUCUGUCAACAACUAUGCAAGCAGUUCAGGAAGCAACAGUAGCAACAGCGAAGGCAAGCAGUAGUCAUGUCAGCUGCCAAUUCCCUGUCACCCUACUGGCUCUCUCAACGAUACCUCUCCAAUUAGUCCUUUACUGGAAACAUUAACAUCGUCUGCAAAAUCGUUCUCAAGGACCAAUCUCCCAGCUUGUUCUAGCCCAAUCCUUGGUAGAAAAAUCAUUCAUGAUCUCUUGGUUACUACUAUCCAUAUUCUUUUUAUUUCAUGGGAUGUGUGGCAUAAAGCUUGAGAUAUAUAGAGUUUAUAAUUCUUCAUAGAUCCGUGUUCUUUGACUUCUUUCAGAUAUGCCAGUUCUCAGAGAAUCAACUCAUGUAAAGCAUUCAUUCAGAUCAGUGUUGGGCAUUGUUGUCCUUGUAAUGUCAAAUGUAAUGUUCCCACAUAUUUCACAGUAAACUCAAACCUGUGUGAGCAAAUGUGAUUGAUAUAAAGAGAUGAUUGCUAUCUGAAUUUUUUCCUUGUAAUGUCAAAU